AUGCCACCCUCCAUCCCAGAGGCAGACAGGAGGCACAGAGCCUCGGCAGCAUUUUCUCUGAGUUUCCUCUCUUUAGUCUUCUCCAUCACAGCUUUCAGCAGCAGUUACUGGUGUCAGGGGACCAGGAAAGUGGCCAAACCUUUCUGCAAGGGAGACAGCAAAGGGGACCUGUGCAUCCGCUUCAACAGCGCCGACGGCAACGGCAGCCAGGCUGUGCAGUACAUCUGGGAGACUGGGGAUGACAAGUUCGUGGAGAAGAAGUUCCAUGCUGGUAUCUGGUACUCCUGUGAGGAAAUGAUCAAUGAAGAAGGUGAGAAAUGUAGAAGCUUCAUCAGCCUGACUCCAGCUUCUGAUCGAGGGGUUUUAUGGCUGUCUAUUGUAGCAGAGCUUCUCUACUUGGUUUUGCUCCUGACUGGGAACAUUCUCAUGGCAGUAGAAAUAUGCUACUACAGCUCUGUCAUUGAUGGGCUGAAGAUCAACGCCUUCUCUGCUGUGGUCACCGUGCUAGCAGGUCUUCUGGGCAUGGUUGCUCACAUGAUGUACACAACUGUGUUUCAAAUGACUGUAAAUCUUGGUCCUGAAGACUGGAGACCUCACACUUGGGAUUAUGGCUGGUCCUAUGGCCUUGCAUGGACCUCCUUCGCUUGCUGCAUGGCUGCAGCUGUCACCACUAUUAACAAAUAUACAAAAACCAUCUUGGAAUUCAAGCACAAAAGAAAAAAGCUGGAAAGGAGCUUUAGGAUUCAGUACAAGUUUCCUGAGCACACAGCUCCAGAGAAGGUUUGCAAUGUGUAUGUGAACUCUUUCCAAAACACCACAGAUGACCCUGCACAUGCAUUGAGAAGUCUGCGCCACCUGGCCACUAUUUCAGUCCUGUAA
Messenger RNA from Haemorhous mexicanus (house finch), 879 nucleotides. RefSeq names its product germ cell-specific gene 1-like protein. The record is from RefSeq and is a predicted model, not a curated record. Bases 1 to 879 code for a protein of 292 amino acids. Gene Ontology annotation, cellular component: plasma membrane. Lineage: Eukaryota; Metazoa; Chordata; Aves; Passeriformes; Fringillidae. The transcript has 5 exons.